AUGCUGGGCACGGUGAAGAUGGAAGGGCACGAGGCUCCGGACUGGAGCGGAUACUACAGCGAGGAGAUGUACUCUCCGAUGGCUGGCGGUGGGAUGGGCUCUGGUCUAGGGAUGGGCUCCAUGUCAAGCUACAUGUCCAGCAGUGGGACCACAUCAGGCUCCUUCAACAUGUCAUACAGUGGGACUGGUCUGAGCCCUGCUCCAGUGGGCGGCAUGGGUGGUUCGGCUCAGGUGGGCAUGUCGGGCCUGGGCGGGGGUGUGGCCUCAAUGGGCGGUACUCUGAGCCCAUCCAGUAUGAGCUCGGUGUCGGCCCAACAGGCCUCGAUGGGUCUGAACCCCUACGGGGGCAUGAGUCCCACUAUGAGCCCUGGCAUGGCAUAUGGCGGUGGCGGGCUGAACCGUGGCCGUGACAACAAAGCGUUCAGACGGAGCUACCCGCACGCCAAGCCCCCCUACUCCUACAUCUCACUCAUCACCAUGGCGAUCCAGCAGGCACCCAGCAAGAUGCUAACACUGAGUGAAAUCUACCAGUGGAUCAUGGACCUGUUCCCGUACUACCGGCAGAACCAGCAGCGCUGGCAGAACUCCAUCCGGCACUCCCUGUCCUUCAAUGACUGUUUUGUCAAGGUGUCACGCUCACCGGACAAACCGGGGAAGGGCUCGUACUGGACCUUGCACCCGGAUUCUGGAAACAUGUUUGAGAAUGGCUGCUACCUGCGUCGCCAGAAGAGGUUCAAGUGUGAGAAGAAGAUGUUGCCGAAAUCUGACAGCAGGAAGGAACAGGGGGGAGGAGGUGGAGGAGCGUCUCCUUCUGGGGACUCCAUCAAACCUCCAGGACUCCUGGACUCCUCCUCCCUGCCCUCCUCCAGCCAGGCGGCCUCGCCUCCCGGUCUGGACCUGCGGGGAGGAGUGGGUGGGGCAUCAGACCUGAAGGUAUCUGGCUCCCAGCUCCUGUCCUCCCUGUCAUUACCCCCCCAGUCCAUGGCGCAUGAGUCCCAGCUGCACCUCAAAGGAGACCCCCACUAUUCCUUCAAUCAUCCGUUCUCCAUCAAUAAUUUAAUGUCGUCUUCAGAGCAGCAGCACAAACUGGACUUGAAGGCCUAUGAGGCGCUGCAGUAUUCCUCCUACGGUGCUGGAGGGGCGUCCGGCCUCGGGGGUAGGACCAUGGAGCCUCUGGAGGCCUCCUACUACCAGGGGGUGUACCCCAGACCGCUCCUCAACACCUCGUAG
This is a messenger RNA of Chelmon rostratus (copperband butterflyfish), 1230 nucleotides long. RefSeq names its product forkhead box A1 (gene foxa1). NCBI's taxonomy places the organism in Eukaryota, Metazoa, Chordata, Actinopteri, Chaetodontiformes, Chaetodontidae. Gene Ontology annotation, biological process: cell differentiation; regulation of transcription by RNA polymerase II; anatomical structure morphogenesis. Bases 1 to 1230 code for a protein of 409 amino acids. The transcript has 2 exons. Gene Ontology annotation, molecular function: RNA polymerase II cis-regulatory region sequence-specific DNA binding; DNA-binding transcription factor activity, RNA polymerase II-specific; protein domain specific binding. The record is from RefSeq and is a predicted model, not a curated record.